Zophobas morio is the source of this 720-nucleotide messenger RNA. RefSeq names its product odorant receptor 4-like. Lineage: Eukaryota; Metazoa; Arthropoda; Insecta; Coleoptera; Tenebrionidae. Gene Ontology annotation, biological process: detection of chemical stimulus involved in sensory perception of smell; sensory perception of smell. Gene Ontology annotation, molecular function: odorant binding; olfactory receptor activity. Gene Ontology annotation, cellular component: plasma membrane. The record is from RefSeq and is a predicted model, not a curated record. The transcript is spliced from 5 exons. The coding region runs from base 1 to 720 and encodes 239 amino acids.
AUGUCUUUGUGGGUGUUCGGACCACUAUCGAACGAAGGACACCAGUUAAUAAUGCCAGCUUGGUAUCCCUUCGACAUACAAAAAUCACCAAAUUACGAACUUACAUACAUAUACCAAGCCAUUUGCUUUACUUAUCUGACGACGGCAAAUGUAAACGUAGACACAAUCACUUAUGCCCUUUUUAUGUAUAUCUGCACCCAGUGUGAUAUUUUGUGUGACGAUUUGAGCAAUCUUAGUGGGAAACAAGAAGAUUUUAAUGAAAAAUUUAUAAAGUGUGUGCAGCAUCACAAAACAAUUCUAAGUUUUGCCAAAAAAACUAACAGUUUGUUCAACAUGAUAAUCCUUGGUCAGUUUGCUACAAGUACUAUGGCGCUAGCCCUAACUAUGUUUCAAUUAAGCUUGGUUGAUACUUUUGAUGCGGCAGCUGUAGUAGGAGUGUUUUAUAUAGUUGGACUUUCGAUGCAACUUUUCCUGUAUUGUUGGUUCGGAAAUGAAGUGGAAACAAAGAGUAGUCACAUUCCAUAUGCUGUCUAUAGUUCACAAUGGGUUGACGUUUCGUUAAAAGUCAAAAACAACCUAUUAAUUUUGGGUGGACGCUGUCAACGGCCACUGAAAAUUACAGCCAUCAAUUUAUUCGAUCUGUCUUUAAAUACUUUCGUUACUAUACUUCGUUCUGCUUGGUCUUACUUUGCGGUGCUGCACAGUGUUAAUACUCAAUAG